Molecule: messenger RNA, 4515 nt
Organism: Oncorhynchus kisutch (coho salmon)
Lineage: Eukaryota; Metazoa; Chordata; Actinopteri; Salmoniformes; Salmonidae
Gene: epdr1
Product: ependymin related 1
Exons: 3
Coding region: 805-1461 (218 amino acids)
Biological process (GO): cell-matrix adhesion
Cellular component (GO): extracellular region; lysosome
Molecular function (GO): calcium ion binding
Source: RefSeq, a predicted model, not a curated record
CCACCAUUAAUCAAGUAAGAACUGUCUUACAAAUUAGGGUUAUUUUAGAUGAUGACUAUAACUACUGAAACAUAUGAUGUCUUUUUUCUGUGUUUUUGGGGAAGAACAUUGUUUGCAUCCAUCAGCUAGCUAGCGUUUUUACGAUCCGCACUGUCCAGGGAAGGGCAGGUGCGCGAGACAACUUUACCAGCAUCAUAGCAUACAUAUCGAUGAAUCCUUGUGACAUGAAAUACGAGUGAUACUGUAAUCAUUGUGUAAUUACUACGUAAAAAAAUUAUGAACGCGAUAAAUUGUUAUGUGACUGCAGUCAUAUUCAGGUCCUGAUUGGUCAACAAGCUUAUUUGACACGUCAAAUAGUGUUCUUUGAAUUGUAUCAUUUUUGACAAGUCAAGACCCAAACGGCGUUCCAUACUAUGUAUGGACUAUUAUUUGUUGGCUAUUAAUUAUGUUUAUAUCAUUUUAUAUAAAUACAUUGUAAAGAAAAAGAUAAGUGGGCAAAUAUCCAUUUUAAACAUGUACAUUUCAAAAUGCUAAAUGUUCCUGUGCUUGUUAAAUUCUAAGGUACGACUACAUAUCAUGCUAUUUAUGUUUACAAUAAUUAAUAUAACAAUGUUACCGUAAAUGUAUCCUUUUUAUACAAACAUGUUUAUUAUCACAGGACGGAUUUGCGACUGCGUGAGCUGCUCUGAAAAAACAAAAGGGCUUUUUAUUUGAGUGUAACGGUAUCAAAGACUCUGUGGUGUUAUCAACCUGCUGCCACAUAUCAAAUGAAAUCAACAGUUCAUGAUUUUUACCUUCACUUAAAUGAAUUCCAGGAUGACUCAUGUUGUACCUCUUGUGUUUGCAUUUUGCUUGGGAGCGGUGGUACCUGCUUUGAGCUACCCGGAGACAGCUUUCGCACCGCCGGUUCAGCCCUGUCUUGCGCCCUUGCAAUGGGAGGGCAGAUCCGUCGAAUACAACCACAACACAGGACGAAAUACACGGGCCUCGGUGUCGUAUGAUGCACAGAACCACAGAAUAAGGCUUCUUCAACAGAAUAAAAAACAUACACCAUGCCAGAAAUACUUUGAGUUUAUCUACCUGUACAACAGUGGCCUGCUGUUCCAGAUCGAGCAGAAGACAAAGCAGUGUUCUAAGAUCCCCUUGACCCAGGCCUGGGACCCCUUUGACAUCCCUAUGAACUCCACCUAUGAGGACCAGUACUUUAUCGGUGGACCUGGAGACAUGAUCGAGGUGCAGGAGUGGUCAGAUAGGAAACCAGCCCGCAAAAAUGAGGCGUGGGUGGGAGUCUACACAGUGAAGGACUGCUACCCUGUCCAGGAGACCUACACCAGGAACAGCAGCAUCACUACCUCUACCCGCUUCUUUGACCUCCAGCUGGGCAUCAGCGACCCGGAAGUCUUCACACCGCCCAGCAGCUGCCAGUCAGCCCGCCCAGAGAGGAUGGACUCCGACUGCUGAGGCCUUCACCUUUCCCCUUUGACCCCAUGCUCGUUGACCCCAUGCUCUGUUUUCACAUUUCCCCCACUUUUUUUUAUAUUUUUAAAUUGAACCUUUAUUUAACUAGGCAAGUCAGUUAAGAACUAAUUCUUAUUAGUGCCGGUUUAGGUGUAGGUCCAACUGUCCCGGCAUCCCGGUUAGAGGAUGUAGAAUGACCAGCAGGAGACAGGGAGACAAGGCACACUUUAUUACCAAACACACACACAUGGCAAACUGAAAGAGGAGACUAUUAGUAGUGUAAGUGUUGUAGUGGUUGUCUACAAGAGAAGAGCAUGUAUUACAUAAUGGCAUUACAGGCUAAUGACUAUGUAAUAGCAAUGAGGAUGACACGUACUAUAAUGGUCAGGUAUUAGCAUAAGCUUAUGUGGUACACUGUAGGAUACAAUAGUACACUAUGGACAGAGCUACUAGCAUGUAUUAGCAGCUAGGCUAACAGUAUGGCUUACAAAGAGAAGUUUGUAGCAGCCAACUAAUGUAGCACACAUUAUGACAGUAUAUACAGGUGGGCUAGCAUAGCAUAGUAUACACAAGAUACAAUUAUUGGCUAGCAUAUGUAAAAUAUACAAGAAAAGCUAGCAUGCUAGGCUAGCAGGCCACAGGCUGUGGGUAGUAGCACACAAUAUAUACAGUGGAGGCUAGUAAGCUUCAGGUUAUAGGUACAGCAUACAGAACUAUGUACAGUAGGGAGGAGUUUGCAUUAGGGUUAGCAGCUAGGAGUUAGCAUUAUAUUUGUCUAGCAAUGGACAUCUUGGUAGAGGCUACGAUUCGUAUGAGGAAGUGACCGGAUGUUACCGGUCGGCCAUUUUAGGUGAGCAACUCGAAGAUCUAACUGGUAGCCAUCUUGGGUUCCAUAACAACAAUGAAGGGAUUACUCCUCAUGGCCUGGAUACUGUACUGUAGCCAGAACUAUGCCAAGCGGGUAGAUAACUUGUUUUAUGUUACAUGGGAUUGCAGACAGAAGUAAUCCUAACAUAACAACUAAUGCAACAUGUAUAAGCAUAUACUAACAUAAUAAUAUCAGCCUAUAACAUGUAAGCAGAUGUUUUGUAGUGAUUUCUAUGUUGAAAAUGUAAAGAAUAUUUGCUUGUCUAUGGUGUGUAAUGAGGAGCAACCAGAUGCUGAAUUUUACAUAUUUAUUAAUUUGCUUGUUCCAGUUCCUAAUAAGCAUGCAUCCAUUAAGAAAAUGACUGUAAAAACUGUUAAAUCUCUGUGGAUUGAUGAGGAAUUGACAAAUGUAUGGUUGAGAGGGAUGAGGCAAAAAGAUUGACCAAUAUGUCCGUCUGCACAGCCGAUUCGCAAACAUACUGUACAUUAAGAAAUCAUGUGACUAAACAAAAUAAGAAUCUGUACUUUGAAACAAAGAUAAAUAAUACAAAGAAUGAAGAGAAAAGCUUUGGAAAACCUUAAAUUAAAUUUGGGGCAAAAAGGCAACCUUGGCUCCAUCAUUCAUUGAAUCAGAUGGCUCACUCAUCACAAAAUCCACUGUUAUUGCCAAGUACUUUAAUGAUUUGUUCAUUGACAAGGAUAGCAAACUUAGGCAUGACAUGCCAACAUCAAAUUCUGAACCUACACAUCCAUUUAUAACUGACCAAAUUAUGAAAGACAAGCAUUGUAAUUUUGAAUUCCGUAACUUGAAUGUGGAAGAGGUGAAACAAUUGUCUAUCAACGAUGACAAGCCACCUGGGUCUGACAACUUGGAUGGAAAAUUACUUAGGGUGAUAGUGGAUGAUAUUACCACUCCUUUUUGCCAUCUCUUCAAUCUAAGCCUACAGGAAAGUGUGUGCCCUCAGGUCUUGAAGAAAGUAAAAGUCAUUCCGCUACCCAAGAAUAGCAAAGCACCCUUUACUGGUUCAAACAUCCAACCAAACAUCAGCCUGUUACCAACCCUUAGUAAAGUUUUGGAAAAAAUGGUGUUUGACCAGAUACAAUGCUAUUUCACAGUAAAAAUAAUAAUUGGUCUCUUCACAGUCCCCAAAUCCAGAACAGAUUAUGGGAGGUGUACAGUACUACAUAGAGCCAUCACUACAUGGAACUUCCACAUGAAGUUACUCAUGCAAGCAGUACAAUUAGAUUUUUUUUAAACAAAAAAAACCAGAUAAAAAUACACCUUAUGGAACAGCAGGGAAUGUGAAGACACACAGGCACAGACAUAUGGAUACACUCACAUGAUAACAUAUGCACACUAUACACACAUGUACACGUGUGCAUUUUAUGUUGUAGAUAUGUGCUAGUGAAGUAGUGGACUGAGGGCACACACAUAAUGUGUUGUGAAAUCUGUUGUGAAUUGAAUUGUAAUGUUUUUAAAACUGUAUAACUGCCUUAAUUGUGCUGGACCCCAGGAAGUAUGCUGCCUUCAAAUUAAUUUGGGAAGGGUCCAUAAGUGUGUUGAGGUGGAGGACAGAUAGGUGGUUGGCCGAAGCCUUAAGGGAGGAACAGAUUUUUUUGUAUAUGACAGUAAAACAUUCUUGUGACACAAAUUUGUUGGCCCCUUCAAUUCUUACACAUUUUCGCCUAAAACAUAUAUUCCAACACUCAGCCGCUAAGAAAAAUUUGCUUAACUACUAAACUUAAAACUAAUCAGAACUCCCGUACAUACACCUCGUGAUGAAGGCUAUGCUUCUAUCUAUGAUAUAAACACAGCUACUUGUGAAAACAUGAGCUGCUGUCUGAUGAAGAGGAACAUAUACAUAGCUAGCUCCCAGACUGAAAAAAUUGAAAUAUUUGUUUUUGAGUGCACUUGAAAUAUGUUGCAUACAAUACGAAUUGUCUUGAAAAUAUGAAGAGGUAAAUCUGUUUACCAUUUAGCCAAUUUAUUGAAAGCUAGCCAAUGUUACAGACAAGCCUACUGUAAAUGUCAAUUUGUGUUUCAUUAGCCAUCUCUCUGUCAGUUAAUUAAAUUGUUAAAUCAUGUUUUGGCAUGAUACAUACAGUAUGUCUCAUUUCAAAUAACUAGCUGCAGGCUUAAAGAAACAUAUACUUUGCAUAGAAACCCAAAUAAAGGCAUGUAGAUAGAAA